AUGGUCCUGGUCCUGGCGGCUGGCAGCCUCUUCUUCCCGGGUCUCUUCCUGCUGGCCAGGGCCGGGCUCCGGGGGAUACCCACCUUCCGGGGAGACCAGCCCAACGCCGACAUCGUGGCCGCCAGGCUGGUGUCCUCUAUACAAGCGGUUUUGGCAUCGACGGCCGGGUACAUCGUGGCAUCGAGCUGCAAGGAUGUCAUUGAGGACCAGCACUGGCUCGCUCCCACCUACACCCGCUUCGCUGUGCCCUACUUCAUAUAUGACAUCUACGCCAUGUACCUCUGCUACUGGCACAAGCAUAAGGUGAAAGAGCACUCGGGGGGCUGCGAUCUGUUCAAGGGCUACCUCUAUAAGGAGUUCCUGAUGGUCCUACACCAUGUCUUCAUGGUCCUCGUCUGCUUCCCCGUGUCUGUGCUCUGGAGGGAAGGAAAAGGCGACUUCUUCUUGGGUUGCAUGCUGAUGGCCGAACUCAGCACUCCAUUCGUCUGUCUGGGCAAAGUGCUCAUCCAGUACAAGAAGCAGCACACGCUUCUGCAUCGGGUCAAUGGUGUCGUCAUGCUGGUGACGUUCUUCUGCUGCCGUCUCCUGCUCUUCCCGUACAUGUACUGGGUAUAUGGACAGCGGGUCGGACUGCCUCUCUACAAGGUCCCGUUCAGCCUGUCUGCAGAAUACAACCUCGGCGCAGCCAUUCUCAUGGCCCCCCAAGUCUACUGGUUCUACCUAAUCUGCAGAAGAGCUUACAGUCUGUUCCGACAGUCAAUGAUGAGCCCGCCCCCAAAAAUGGACAUCCGGCACCUGACAGCCCUUCAGCCAAAGACCAGGACUGCUCACAGU
Molecule: messenger RNA, 834 nt
Organism: Staurois parvus
Lineage: Eukaryota; Metazoa; Chordata; Amphibia; Anura; Ranidae
Source: the annotation of a GenBank genome assembly